Paramormyrops kingsleyae is the source of this 3751-nucleotide messenger RNA. Lineage: Eukaryota; Metazoa; Chordata; Actinopteri; Osteoglossiformes; Mormyridae. The record is from RefSeq and is a predicted model, not a curated record.
UUAAACAUGUAUCUGUUGGGCUGUCGAUUUUCAAUGACACCGACAGACACAGACUGAGAAGAAAAUGCGCAGCGACGAUACUGCCAGCAACCCUGCGACCUGCAUGUGACCCGCACGGCGACCAGGGCUUCCCACAUGGACACUGAUACCGGCCACCUUUCAGUACUUUCCAUGAGCCUUAACAAAUAUAUGGUCGAUUUGCCUGUUAUCUCUCACCGACAUGGCUUCUGUCGCAUGCCCUUGUGCCCGAUACACACCGCAGGCCGUAAUACGGCACCUGAUGCGAAAUUUGAAAUAUUGCAUUGGCUAUUUCCGAUUGCUUUAUUUGACAUUUCCGCGUACAUACACUGCCUUCCUGCUCUUCUGACGAAACUCUGUGUACUCAUAAAGGAUGCAUAAAAAGUUUACUGUCGAUUACCUUAUAAUUGAACGGAAGGGGUGUACCCAGUUACUGGGACUAAAUGACCCUUGUCACCCAGUAAACUCAUCUUAAUUGAGUGACCUAGUGAAUAAGUGCAACCCCCAGGAGGCUGGAUCAGUAGGCAUACGGACGGCCAGUAAAGUUUUUCACGAUGCGCUUUUACAAAGGUUUGCCUAAAGGUGUGCUUUGUGGGCAUAUGGUUCCACUGUGGGGCUUUGCAGGCUGCUGCGGCAAUGAAAAGCCCCGCGGGAGGCGCAGCCUUCAGUACCCCUACGUGGUCAUGAAUUCGGUGUCCCCCAGCGCGGCGCAAUACCUGGGGGGCGGCCUGCAGGACGAGGGCCUGGCUUCACACCCCGAUGGCUACCGGGCUCCGGCCCGUGACCCCCGGGGGCAUUUCGGCUAUGGGUCGGGCUCUGAUGGGGGCAGGGAGGCAGCGGAGGAGCCUGACGAGGUGGACCGGCUCAAGGCAAAGCUGAUGUCUGCCUGGAACAACAUGAAAUACGGCUGGUCUGUCAAAUCAAAAACCAGCUUUAACAAGACCACACCCCUGACUCUGCUGGGACACUCCUACCUGCUGAAUCAUGAAGAUGAAGUGGAGCGGUUCAGCCGGACCUUCGUGUCCCGCCUGUGGCUGACCUACCGGCGCGAGUUCCAGCAGCUCGAGGGCUCGACGUGGACCACGGACUGCGGCUGGGGCUGCAUGCUGCGCAGUGGACAGAUGCUGCUGGCCCAGGGGCUGCUACUGCACCUGCUGCCCCCAGGCUGGGCGUGGCUCGACGGGCAGCAGCUCACAGAUGUGGAAUUUGAGAUCCUAAAGCCUCGUUCCCCGUCACGGAGCUCAGGGGUCUCGCUGCCCGCAUUCCCCUCUUCCCGACCCACUCCCCGGGGACGCGGGGGCACCGCAGAAGUGUCGAAGAGAGCCCCCGUUUGGAGAUGCUCCUCAGAGACCAGCCAGGACAGGCAGGCGGAAGCCAUGCACCGUCGGGUGGUUUGCUGGUUCGGGGAUCAUCCCAGUGCUCCAUUCGGGGUGCACCAGCUGGUCGAGCUGGGCAAGAGCUCAGGGAAGAAGGCUGGGGACUGGUACGGGCCCUCCAUCGUCGCCCACAUACUGAGAAAAGCAGUGGAUAAAACGUCUGAGCUGCCCAAUCUGACUGUGUAUGUAGCUCAGGAUUGUACUGUGUAUAAGGAGGAUGUUAUGCGGCGGUGUGACUGCUCUCAGUCAGAGGGCUCGUCCCAGUCCGGUUCAGGGUGGAAGUCUGUUAUUGUCCUGGUCCCAGUCCGACUGGGUGGAGAGUCCCUGAACCCAUCCUACAUAGACUGUGUCAAGAACAUUCUCAGGUUAGACUGCUGCAUUGGCAUCAUCGGCGGAAAGCCCAAGCAUUCCCUCUUCUUCAUCGGCUUCCAGGAUGAUCAGCUGCUGUAUCUGGACCCACACUACUGUCAGUCUGUGGUGGACGUCACCCAGAACAACUUCCCACUGGAGUCAUUUCACUGUCACUCUCCGCGGAAGAUGAGCUUCAGCCGAAUGGACCCCAGCUGCACCAUUGGCUUCUACGCUAAAAGCCAGAAAGACUUUGAGUCUCUCUGCAUCAUGGUCAGCACGGCUCUGUCUUCCUCUAAGGAGAAGUACCCAAUCUUCACUUUCGUAGAAGGCCGGGGGCAGGAUUACGGGUUGGAGGGGCAGAGUGGGGUGAUGCCUGAGCAGGACGCACACAUCCAACCCAGGGGAAAGGCCGGCGGCGGGAAGAGAUGCAGCGUGGAUGAGUUCGUGUUCCUGUGAACGCGCUGGACCGGCCGCUGAUCACUAGAAAGGACCCCUCUCCCUCCCACCGGCAUGGAAGCAAAUGACUGUUGGGCCGCUUCAGCUGGUUCAAACUGAAUCACCGCCACCCCCCCCCCCCCCCCCCCCAGGCUGGUGUCUUGAGUUCUUGGUGGAGGAAUCACGGUAAAGAAAGAGACCGGGUGUAGAACACUAUCUUCAGGGAACUUUUGUAGUCACUGUAGUUUAAUGGCACAGAGGGGUUCUAUCCGAGAACAAGUGGUUUUUCUAGAUUGUCACAAAUGAUUUAUGGUUGUUUUUUCUUUUAUUUCCAUUUUGAGUUUCUGAUUUGCAGUCGUACACCUUGCAUUUCCUAAACACGAUCUUCCGGCAGUGUUUCGUGAGCGGUAGGUAAUGUCGAGGCCAUCCUUAAAGCGAGGUGCAGCGGGCGAGUUCUGCCAUGUGUGCAGGGAGAUGUGGAGGUGAUGUGGAUGGUUCCCAAGCUGAAAGAUUCCUGCUGUUUGGUGUAAUUUGAACAUCUUUGACUUGAAUGGAUUCAUAACUAUAAGUGUAUAACUUUGUAUGGUGCUUUCCAUCCCUUAAGGAUGCUAGUCUGACUACAUAAUUGUCCGGUAAGCUAAUCACAAGUUAGCCUAACACGGCUACUGGGAUUUUAAUUUUCUUUUCUUUGUAAUUUAUUUUACUGGAUUUUACCUUAAUACGUUUGCUGAAUGUUUGUGGGGGGUGGCAGGGUGCCCAGACAGAAAAUUGUCUGGAAUGGUGUGUAAUUCUUGAGUGAGUGAGCGAGUGAGUGAUAUUUUAUUUUAAUUUAUUGUUGCAACUUUUACACUUUAAAGAUCAUUGCAGCGUCGUCCAGAAUCAUUGUGGUUGUUGGGCUCUGUCGUUACAAAUGUGGCGUCUAGUGUAAAGCUUGCAUUUAUUUUAAUGUCAUAAGAGGCUUAAAUUGUAGUGCACAUCCUGAGUGGAUCUGCGCAGCCCUCGUCACGCCAAAGCCCAAACUGUACACUAUUUAAUGGGCUUCUGUGUUUGUGCAAUGUCCCUCAUUACCUGCAUCCGAGAUGCCUCAUCGCUGACCUUGAUCCAUUACUGUACUUGGACAUCCUCUGCAGUUUCCCCACACUGAUCCCCAAGCUUUCCAGCAACUGCCCAAUGCUCUACAAUGAGUUGAACUCCAGGGGAAUUGUGGGAAAUGCAGUCUUUGGUUUCUCCAAAGGCCUCAGAGCUGCAUGUUUGGGAUCAACAAGUGUCCAAGUAGAUCAGUCUGUUUUUUUAUCCUUUUUAUAGGUGCAGUGAUGUUCCUCCCCUCCAGGACAUGCCAUUAUUUUGUUUUUUACGUACACUGUAUGAAUAAUUGACUUCUGUACAUUUUGUGCUCAGAAAAUUCAGAAGCAUAUUUUCAUGGAAAAAUCAUACUAGUUCAGGUUUUGAUUUUUUUUUUUUUUUUUAAAUACAACUUCUGAAGGCGUAAGUUAAUUACUCUGCAUAUUUAUUUACAGAUAUAUUUGUAAAUCCACUGUAAAGAUGAUGGAAUAAAUGAGUUUUUAAAACAA